Molecule: messenger RNA, 446 nt
Organism: Herpailurus yagouaroundi (jaguarundi)
Lineage: Eukaryota; Metazoa; Chordata; Mammalia; Carnivora; Felidae
Product: peptidyl-prolyl cis-trans isomerase NIMA-interacting 4-like
Exons: 1
Coding region: 33-428 (131 amino acids)
Biological process (GO): rRNA processing
Molecular function (GO): peptidyl-prolyl cis-trans isomerase activity; DNA binding
Source: RefSeq, a predicted model, not a curated record
GCAGAAAUCGAGUACAGCCCCAAGAUUCGAAGAUGCCGCCCAAGGGAAAAAGCCAUUCCGGGAAAGGGGGGAAAGGGAGAGCAGCCUUUGGGAGUGACAGUUCUGACAAGAAGGCUCAGGAUCCCAAAGGUAGUGGCAGUGCAGUAAAGGUCAGACACAUUCUGUGUGAAAAACAUGGGAAAAUCAUGGAAGCCAUGGAAAAGUUGAAGUCUGGAAUCAGAUUCAAUGAAGUGGCCAUACAGUAUAGUGAAGAUAAAGCCAGGCAAGAGGGUGACUUGGGUUGGAUGACCAGAGGUACCAUGGUGGGACCAUUUCAGGAAGCAGCAUUUGCCUUGCCCAUAAGUGGGCUGGAUAAGCCUGUGUUUACAGACCCUCCGGUUAAGACAAAAUUUGGAUAUCAUAUUAUUAUGGUUGAAGGGAGAAAAUAAAAUUGUACGCAAGACUGA